AUGCCACUGGCCAGCUGCACCGUCAUCCAGGAAACCGGACCAAGCUAUCAGGAAACAAGAGCGUGGGCUGUGGUGAGGGGGAACUCGUGGCUACCCAGAACUUUUGAUACUGGCUUGACGAACGUGAGCGACGCGUAUCUCGUGUGCAGCGGCAAGCGGGGCAAACACUGGGAGUUUUGCAGGUUACUCCUGCAAUCCGGGAAAUUGGGCUUCAAUGCGUUACUCCGAGCUUUCUGGUAUUCUCCCCCAGCGGAAUGGGGCCCAACUGAUCAACGGUUACGAACCUGUAACAAAUACAAACUGGUAGCAGAUAUGGUUAUGCUAUGGGUAUAUGACAUUGAUAAUUUUUGCGGCGAUGACUACGACUAGGUAACAAGCCAGAAAACUUCCGAUAUGGUUGAGAAUAGCCCCUUUCAAUUUGAAGAACAAACAUCAACCCCACCUUUGGCUCAUUCUUCUGGUAAGAACGAUAGGUCU
This is a messenger RNA of Puccinia graminis f. sp. tritici CRL 75-36-700-3, 477 nucleotides long. RefSeq lists its product as uncharacterized. The transcript has 4 exons. The record is from RefSeq and is a predicted model, not a curated record. The coding region runs from base 1 to 369 and encodes 122 amino acids. Lineage: Eukaryota; Fungi; Basidiomycota; Pucciniomycetes; Pucciniales; Pucciniaceae.